Daucus carota subsp. sativus is the source of this 840-nucleotide messenger RNA. RefSeq lists its product as uncharacterized. Bases 73 to 666 code for a protein of 197 amino acids. Gene Ontology annotation, cellular component: nucleolus. The transcript has a single exon. The record is from RefSeq and is a predicted model, not a curated record. Lineage: Eukaryota; Viridiplantae; Streptophyta; Magnoliopsida; Apiales; Apiaceae.
GCUCAUACAUCUUCUGGCCUCUUUCCUCCCCGCCGCUACAAAACUAGGGUUUUUCAUCACAACAAAACCCUAAUGGCUUGCACAGUCGAUCUCAGAUUCCUCGAUGAAGGCUUCGGCGGCAAAACCGCCAAGCGAAAGCGAGCAGAGCAAGAGCACAACAAUCACCUCCUCCACCUCUCGCAGCAGAACCUAAACGAAGACGUUUCAAUGGAGAUCGACCUCACCGAGCCUCCUCCGGCGGCGAAGCGCCAAGCAGUGCCUUCCUCCGACGAUCCUAACAAGCCUGUGUUCGGCAAUCCAACCUACGACGGCGUUAUCGCCGGAAAAGUUUCCGGCCGGAGGUGGAAGCAGGUGCGGACUCACCGGUCGUCGGCGACAAAGGUGAGCCACAAAGGAACGACGUUCGAGCAACGAGCGAAGCAGAAGGAGAUAAAGAAGGCGUAUAUGGAGAAGAAGAAUGAGUUGAAGGAGGAGAUUAGGAAGCAUAAGGCGGAGAAGAGGAAGCAUAAGGAGGAGAAAGAUAAGAAGAAGCAGGAGAAUAUUUUGCGCACAGGCUCUAAACUUCAGAUUAUUAGCAAUCCUAAGACGCUUAAGAAGAUCCAGAAGUCUAAGCAGAGGAAGUUGCUAAAAGUGGUACCUGAUCAUUUGGUUAAGAAGUCUAAUUGAAUUUGACUGUUAUGUGGUUGAUUUAGUGAGAUUGUUGCGGAAUUUAUGCUGUUUUGUUUCAAGUUUUAUAAAUGCCGUGAUUUAUGUUUUCAGUUUUGUUUGCUGGAUGAUUAGUGAAGACUGAUGAUGGUAACUAUCUGUUGAAUGAAAUUUAUACACCUUUAUUCUCUGGAA